CUUAUCAUUUUACACAGUUCCUGCUCAUUUGUGUGACUCGCAAAUAAGCUUUGGAAUAAGAAAACAUAGCAAACAGACAUUCUGAAUUUGUAUCAAUGACAAGGCAAAUAUCCAAAUCAUAAAACUUCUUGACGAACUCGUUUCAGUUAACCGUUGUUUGGAUUUUCUUUUACAACUGGAUUAACAAAGAUGAAUACGGAUAAUGCAACCGAAAUAUUUGAGAUGGACUCGGAUUCGGAGAUUGAGCAAGAGCCGGAGGUUAACAUUGAGAUGAUAGACGAACCGGAGUAUGCCCAGGAAUUUAUACAAAACUGUGGAGCAGUACUGGAGGGCGAAGACAUGGCCAAAGCUGAAUUUGUGGAGUUUAACAACAAGCCGGACUCACUGUUCUUUAAUGAUGGAACACGAAGAAUUGAUUUUGUGUUGGUCUAUGAAGAUGAGGACAAGAAGGAAUAUGAUAAACGGCACAUGUAUCAGAGACGAAAGCGAAGGAGGGAGUAUUUUGAAGCAAGCUUGAUGAAGAUGGGAUUAGAACUUGAAGCAACACACUCUGUUUUGGAUGAAAAGGUUAUUUUUGUGAAAGUCCACGCCCCUUGGGAGGUCCUGUGCACAUAUGCAGAGGUGCUACACAUCAAACUGCCCAUUCAGCCCAAUGAUAUGAAGUCUAAGGAUUCGCCCUUCAAUUGCUUUACGAAAUACUUUUAUCCCAGCAAGGAGCUGAUCGCACCAGAAACUGAGUACUUUACUGCCCCUUUUGAGAAGGACAGGUUAGAGUACUUCUGCAUUAAGGAUCAGGACACAUUCUUUACCCCAUCCAUGAGAAGUAGAAUUGUAUAUUAUAUCCUCAGCCGUGCCCUUUAUGAGGUGAGGGGCAAAAUCAAGAAAUUUGGCAUCACUAAACUGCUGGGUAGUGUUGUGUACAAGGCUGCCUAUCCACUGCAUGAUUGCAGAUUCAAUGUGAAAUCAGAAGACAAAAAUUGUCCCAACGAAAGGUACCUCUUGUAUAACGAAUGGGCACACCCUAAGAGUUUCUAUAAAAUGCAGCCUUUGGAUCUAAUAAGAAAGUAUUACGGAGAGAAGGUCGGCAUCUAUUUUGCCUGGCUAGGCUUCUACACAAAAAUGCUGGCCUUUGCUGCAGUAGUAGGACUGGGCUGCUUUAUUUAUGGAUACCAAACCAAAGAAGUGAGCACCUGGAGCCAGGAGGUGUGUGAUCCCCAGAUAGGAGGCAAUAUUGUAAUGUGUCCACAGUGUGACAGAGAGUGUGCAUACUGGAGGCUGAACAGCACGUGCGAGUCCUCUAAGAAACUCUGCAUAUUUGAUAACUUUGGGACAUUAGUGUUUGCAAUAUUCAUGGCAGUUUGGGUUACACUUUUCCUGGAGUUCUGGAAGCGAUACCAGGCAGAACUGGAGUAUGAAUGGGACACAACGGAGUUCCUGGAGCAGGAAGAGCACCCUCGGCCUGAGUAUGAAGCAAAGUGUGUUCAUGAAAGACUCAAUCCCAUCACGAAGGUAAAAGAGAUGGUCCCUUAUACAACUUGUGGGAAGUGCAUGAGAGUGACAUGUGGUAUUGGGACGGUCUUUUUCUGGAUCUUAUUGAUUAUUGCCUCAGUAGUUGGAAUUAUAGUGUAUCGUCUUGCGGUGUUCUUCUCUUUCUCUGCAAACUUGAGGAGAGAAAUAAAAGAACUGGAGCCCUUCAAGGAGUAUGUUACUCCCCAGAUGGCCACUUCAGUAACAGCCUCUAUCAUUAGCUUUAUCAUCAUCAUGAUCCUCAACAUUGUCUAUGAGAGAGUGGCAAUCUUGAUCACUGAUUUUGAACUGCCAAGGACGAAGACCGAAUACGAGAAUAGUUUAACCAUGAAGAUGUUUCUUUUCCAAUUUGUCAACUACUACUCCUCCUGCUUCUAUAUUGCCUUUUUCAAAGGCAAGUUUGUUGGUCAUCCUGGGGAUCCAGUGUAUUGGCUCGGGAAGUACAGGAAUGAGGAGUGCGAUCCUGGUGGCUGCCUCCUUGAGCUGACGACUCAGCUGACAAUCAUAAUGGGCGGCAAAGCCAUUUGGAACAAUGUGCAAGAAGUGCUGAUUCCAUGGUUGAAGAAUCUGAUAUCCCGUUACUGCAUGAGUGUAGGAUCAGAAAAAGUCAUCCCACGGUGGGAACAAGACUACCAGCUGCAGCCCAUGGGAAAGCUGGGCUUAUUUUAUGAAUACCUGGAGAUGGUGAUCCAGUUUGGCUUUGUCACCUUGUUUGUGGCCUCCUUCCCUCUGGCACCUCUCUUGGCUCUCCUCAAUAACAUCUUUGAGAUCAGAGUGGAUGCCUGGAAAAUUACUACUCAGUUUCAGCGCGGGGUGCCAGAGAAAACACAAGACAUUGGUGCCUGGCAGCCCAUCCUUCAGGGCAUUGCCAUUCUUGCUGUGGCAACAAAUGCCAUGAUCAUUGCUUUUACAUCUGACAUGAUUCCAAGAUUAGUUUACUACUGGUCUUUCUCUGUGUAUCCAUAUGGGGAUCAUGCUGAAUACACCAUGAGAGGCUAUAUCAACAGCACUCUGUCCAUCUUUAGAAUUGAUGACUUUUCAAAUGCCAGCAAGCCUUUGCCAGAAAAAAAUCCAUACUGGUUUGAUACUGAAAAUAUCACCACUUGUAGAUACCGGGACCUCAGAUAUCCACCUGGACACCCCAGACAAUACGAACACAGCAUUUACUACUGGCAUGUCAUUGCUGCCAAACUGGCUUUCAUUGUAGUUGUGGAGCACGUUGUGUACUUCACAAAGUUUAUCCUGUCCUAUGGUAUUCCUGAUGUGCCUUUAGAAGUAAAAGAGCAGAUCAAACGGGAGAAGUAUUUAACCCAGAAACUACUUCAUGAAGCCAACCUCAAAUUGGUGACCAAACGUUUGAAACCUGUGGCUGAUAACAUUCUAAGAAAUACGGAUGGUGAGUUUAGGCCACCAUUUGUUCCAAGUCAGUGAACAGGAACUGUUGUCUAGAGGACUUUGUCAAGAAGAGAAACACAUUGAGACUCUUGAUUGUUAUUUUUUAAAUGUUGAUAUUAUUGUAACACAUCAAUGAAUAUUAUGUUUUUGGGAAAGCCUUACAAUCUCAACAGAGAACUCACAAUGAGAAUUGCUCAAAGCACUGUAAAAUUGUGGUUAUAUCUUGUAUCUUGUGGAGGACAAGUCUUUUUUUAUAUUAUAGCAGCAAGUGCUAGAUGGCACAUUAAACAAAUAUUAGGCAGCCUCUUCAGGGGUUACACUGUCCAAAGCCACACAAGUAACCUAGUCCUUGAUUAUCAGACCUACAGCUUUCUGGUUUUCUUUCUUUACUGUAUGCUGGUUCAGAGACAACAUACCAGAUCCAGCACAGGAUGGCCAGACCAUGUAAUUCAUGAUGCUGAUAAAGAAAAAAGCAUGUGAAAUGCAUAAAACAGUCACUAGCAAAACUGACUCAAGGGGUACAGUAAGUAUUCUUGAGGUACAGUUUAGUCACACUAUUGUAUAUCCUCAGUGUGAAAACUAGUAGAGAAGAAGUUGAAAGGGAAGUGGCAGAUGUCUGCUCAGAGAGUACUGAAGUCUUUAGAAAUUACCUUAGCUCAUUGUGCAGAAAAAAAAGUUUCAAUUAAAUAGUAAUUAAGGCUCUGUGUGUUAGCUUAUGUGUAGAGGGCAUGAAAAUAUAAAACCUGCCCUAUUUUGAAGGGGUACAUAAAAUGUAAAUGUUAUGUGAAAUGCGUUUGUCAGCCUACCUUAUAUUUUGUAUCUAUGAUCAUAUAUAUAUAUCAUCCAGCAAAUGUAAAGUAAAUUGACAAUUAGUUCAGAAAUUAAUGGGUAAAGGUUCCACAUUUGGAAAGUAAAAAUGUUGUGCUGGCUGUUCCUUUGCAGCUCACACACUCACAGAGCUCACCUUUCUAAAGUCAGGAAGCAUGCAUAGUAAAAUCACAUACUUGGAUUGGAUAUGCCUUGUUUUCGUAAACUGUAGCAUACUUUCCUCUUGAAAUUAAUAUGGGCAGCAUGGAUGAGAAAACAAAAUCCCUCAAACUCCUACAGUAUAAAUAAAAGAAAACCACUCUAUGAGUUGCCACUGUUGCACUUUCAGAUCACCUAGUCUUUAAAUUAUUACCAUCAUGCCUUUGUUUUGGGAAUCGACCACUAUCCCCACCACUAAAGACAUCCUGUGCUCUCUGUGCUUUGACUUUAAUCUUUCACCCUAAGAAGCUGUGAAUAUAAUUGUUUUUUGGGUGUUUUCCUGUAAUGUCACACCUAGCAGAACGAAAAAGCGAUUGUCAUGUCUUGAAACUUUUUCUUGUUAUAAUAGUGUAAAAGUCUUACAGCGUAACAAUACAAUAUUUUUGUUUGUUUAGUUAGGUUUUAUUAAUAUCUGCGUCCAGGUGUAUGUCUUAAAAUGUGAAAAAAUAAGUAUGGUACAGCAGUUCUAUGCCUAGUAUAUACUGCAGGGAAAAAUGGAGAAAUGGAGGAAAAAUUGUGAGGUGAGAACUUUUAGUCUUGACCCUCAGAUAUCAGUGGUAAGACAAAGUUUCAUCUGAUAUUUUACUUUAUUAAACCUUUAUAAGAUUA
Molecule: messenger RNA, 4557 nt
Organism: Lepisosteus oculatus (spotted gar)
Lineage: Eukaryota; Metazoa; Chordata; Actinopteri; Semionotiformes; Lepisosteidae
Gene: ano6
Product: anoctamin 6
Biological process (GO): chloride transmembrane transport; calcium activated phosphatidylserine scrambling; calcium activated phosphatidylcholine scrambling
Cellular component (GO): plasma membrane
Molecular function (GO): protein dimerization activity; chloride channel activity
Source: RefSeq, a predicted model, not a curated record